AUGGAAAAGAAAGAGAAAAAGAAAAAACUUUUACAUGUUCGCUCUGAGUUUGUGAAGAGAGUUUCUGAGGAAAACCUGAUUCAGCUCCUCAAUGACCUUGAAACCGAUGGUGUCUUUAAUCUUUUGGAGAAACGGGCGAAACUUGAAGAGAAUCAAAGUACAGCGAACAAGGCCCGGGAGACCAUUGAUGAUGUGAGGAAGAAAGGACAGAAAGCCUGCAGAUUGAUGAUCAAACGUCUUCAUCAAAUAGAUCCGACUCUGUCCAAUGAGCUGGGUUUGUCCUCUGACUCCUCUGCUAAAGAGGAAAAACUUUUCAAGGUUCGCAUUGAGUUUGUGGAGAGAGUUUCUGAGGAAAUCCUUUGUCAGCUCUUCGAUGGUCUUGUAUCGGAUGACGUCUUUAAACAUUUGGAGAAAGAAGAAAUACUGCACAAGUACAAAAGUAGGGCUGAUAAGGCCCGCAACACCAUAGAUGCCGUGGAGAAAAAAGGAAAGAAAGCCUGCAGAUUGAUGAUCAAACGUCUUCAUCAAAUAGAUCCGACUCUGUCCAAUGAGCUGGGUUUGUCCUCUGACUCCUCUGCUAAAGAUUUUGAUGUUCGGUGUCAACAGGAGCUUAAAGAGCAUCUGAAGAAGAAGCUCCAACGUCUCUCUGAAGGCGUCGCUGAACCUGGAAAUCAAACGUUUCUGAACCAGAUCUACACAGAGCUCCACAUCACAGAGGGGUUAACUAGAGAGGUCAACCAGGAACAUGAGGUCAGACGGAUUGAAACAGCAACCAGGAAACAAGAAACAAUCAGGAGAGAAGAAAUCUUUAAACCUGGAAGAGAUCAACCAAUCAGAACAGUGAUGACAAAGGGAGCAGCUGGUAUUGGAAAAACAGUUUUAAUACAGAAGUUCACUCUGGACUGGGCUGAAGGCAAAACCCACCAGAACAUCCAGUUCAUAUUUCCAUUCACUUUCAGAGAGCUGAAUGUACUGAAAGAAGAAAAGUUCAGCUUGGUGGGACUGAUUCAUCACUUCUUUACUGAAACCAAAGGAAUCAGUAACUUUGAACAGUUCCAGGUUCUGUUCAUCUUUGAUGGCCUGGAUGAGAGCAGACUUCCUCUGGACUUCCACAACCAGGAGAUCCUGACUGAUGCUACAGAGUCCAGCUCACUGAAUGUUCUGCUGACAAACCUCAUCAGGGGGAAACUGCUUCCCUCUGCUCUCCUCUGGAUAACCACACGACCUGCAGCAGCCAGUCAGAUCCCUCCUCACUGUGUUGGCAUGGUGACAGAGGUCAGAGGGUUCAAUGACCCCCAGAAGGAGGAGUACUUCAGGAAGAGAUUCAGAGAUGAGCAGCAGGCCAGCAGGAUC
Poecilia latipinna (sailfin molly) is the source of this 1353-nucleotide messenger RNA. RefSeq names its product protein NLRC3-like. The annotation marks the transcript as partial. Gene Ontology annotation, biological process: regulation of apoptotic process. The transcript has 4 exons. The record is from RefSeq and is a predicted model, not a curated record. Lineage: Eukaryota; Metazoa; Chordata; Actinopteri; Cyprinodontiformes; Poeciliidae.